Messenger RNA from Symsagittifera roscoffensis, 2508 nucleotides. RefSeq names its product histone-lysine N-methyltransferase, H3 lysine-79 specific-like. NCBI's taxonomy places the organism in Eukaryota, Metazoa, Xenacoelomorpha, Acoela, Convolutidae. The transcript has 16 exons. The coding region runs from base 98 to 2431 and encodes 777 amino acids. The record is from RefSeq and is a predicted model, not a curated record.
AAACUUAUUAAAUAGAUUGGAACAUGGUUGAGAUUUUAAUUAAGCCGGCCCAACGGCUCUUAAGUUGACGUCAAGAAAUCCUAAGACCUAGCCAGGCAUGGAUACUAGACCUAAAACAUCGCGUGGAAUCCCGGCUUAUGGGAGUGCAGCGGGAUUCAAACCACCUUCAUCGGCUUCAGGAGGUAGCCGUCUUUCUACGGAUGAGCUACUGAGACGGGCCAGUGGUCACUUGAAAGAGGGAGGACCGGCUCGUGGAUCGGCUGAACUGGCGACUGGGGGUGGCAACUUCAGAGUGACUUCGUCCUACGAUCCUGCCGGAAAAGUCAGAUCCAGCACUGAGACAUACCUCAACAACUUAUCUCGGAAAGCUUCGAAGGCGUCGCAAGACAUCAGCGACGAGGAAGUUAAAAGGAAAGCGAAGGGCAAGAAAAAACCACGCGGUCGAGUUUCCUCAUAUGAUAGUGAUGAAAAAUUGCACUCUGAGGGAGACACUAGUUCCAGCACUACCAUCGGCAAGGGAGGUGCUAGCUUCCUGAAGAAGAAACCGGCGCCACAGAAGAAAGCGCCGUCCAAUGCAGAUGAGAAAUUGACAGCAAAAGCAGGGAAACCAUUUGAGUCGUCUGGGUUAAUGAGCAGCUCGGACGAGCAAAGCGAAAUAGUGAGAAGGAAUGUCGUUAGAGGAACUGGUCAGAAGCCAGUUAAGAUAGCUCAGCCCUCGCCGGAAAAGAGUGACGAUAAGAGUAUUGACAUCAACAUGCUUCUCAAAGAUGAACUGUCAAUGGACAAUUCUUCAACUUCCAGAAAGAGACUUACAAUAAAUCGGCAAUCCAAUGUCGACCAGGAUCUGGACGAAGAGUAUGACCAAUUCGAUAUGGACUCCCCUCCGAAGACUCCAGUGUCGGCCAGAAAGGAAGUGCGUUUUUCCACUCAACUGAGCAUCGCGAGUGGCGAAGACAACAUGAGUGUGGUUGAGUCAGUCAUGGACACUGAGUCCAUACAAGCUGACUUCGCUUCCAAUCUGCAGCCAACACCAGGUGCAUCCUCGUCAUCAGUGCAGUUAGGAGUGGGUGGGGCGUCUGUGGGCAAGAGUGCUAACUUGUUCCAGGAUUCGGAUCUGGAGAUGGAAGUGAACCUGGGUAUUGAGGAUAUUCUCCCGGCUACUGUGAAACCGGACAAGACCUUACCCGACUCAGCCAGCGAGGAAGAUCCAUUCGACGCCUUGGGUCAGAAUCUACUAGAUAUCAAUGAACUUUCGGUUGCCAACUCUGAUGAGCCUCCUAAGCCAGUCGCUAGAACAAAAACCAAACGACAGUCGAGAUCAGCUAGAAGGUUACCUCGUCUCUCGUCCUUCCGAACAUCCAGUCGAAGUUCCACGACUAGUGCGAGUGAAGAUGACGUAGUCGAAGAGAUAGUUUCGGAAAACGAAGUGUCCUCGGCAACCGAAAAGAGUGUUAGUUCGCAUGGGGAACAGCUUCUCGCAGCUGGGAAACUGCCAGAGACGAAAGGAAGACUGCUGAUUAUGGACAAUGAGGAGUCCGAACAGAAAAAUGACAGGGGAAAAAGCAAAAAGGUUGACAAAACAGAAAAGGUAGCUGUGGAAGAUGCUUAUGACGACAGUCGAAGAGAAUCCAUGGUGUCAAUGUACUCUCAAGAUUCUUUCGACGAUGUAUCGACCACUGAGCCUCCUUACUCGGAUCAAGACCAAGCAUACGACAGUGAGUCGGACAUAACUCUUCCAGAGAACCAGGAAAAACUCCUGGACGAGGUCAAAGCGGUUAAACGACAUGACUCCAGUGGUGCUUCUGUUACGUCAUACGACAGCGAUAGUGAUGUAACCACCUCUUUUCCUUCCUACACUAACGCGGAGAGUAAGAAAGAGAGUAACCGGAAACAUAAAUCGCCCCGAAGUCGUGAACAGGAAACAAAGAUGAAAGGUGUUCACGUGGAUAGUAAAGCCGGUCACGUCACAGUAGGGCAGGAAUAUUUUGCGGAGAGGGAAACUGAAACUUCAAUAGAUCGAGUGUUCCAUCAAAUUGUCACAAUUCAGCCGAAAUCAAUUGCUUCGAUGGUAGUCGAAAAAGAAACCAUAGAGUCCAUGACUAGUUAUAAUCCCUCAGCGGUUGCGUUGACGACUUUCAUGAGCAACCAUCUGAAGGCUACGAGAACUUUCAUCGAGAACACAAGAAAGCUCCACGAACAAUAUCAGAAACUUCUCAUUCCUACUUAUCACUACACUUCCUUAGAAGACACAAAACAGGUCAUCAAAGAAAGAAAAGAGAAACAGAGAAGACUUAGUUUAGAAGAAUCAAUUGACCGAGUGGAGCAGCAAAUGGGAAAGUCUUUCUCUGAGAAGAAACGAAAGAAAAUCAGGGAAAAAAUCAAACUACUGCAAACUCAGAGAGAAGGACCGCACAUCGAGCUUGAACAUUAGUGCUUAGUUUUUUAUUGUAUAUAUGUCCAAAUUUGUAAGUUCAACAAUUGUACAAAAUCUUAUACAUAGAAUAAAUU